Molecule: messenger RNA, 1657 nt
Organism: Trichoplusia ni (cabbage looper)
Lineage: Eukaryota; Metazoa; Arthropoda; Insecta; Lepidoptera; Noctuidae
Product: zinc finger protein 302-like
Exons: 3
Biological process (GO): regulation of transcription by RNA polymerase II
Cellular component (GO): nucleus
Molecular function (GO): DNA-binding transcription activator activity, RNA polymerase II-specific; RNA polymerase II cis-regulatory region sequence-specific DNA binding
Source: RefSeq, a predicted model, not a curated record
AAACCUCCUAACACUGCUCAAUCCCUCACCAGGGUCCACUCAGGCGACCGUCCCUUCAAAUGCAUACCAUGCGGCCGCUCGUUCAACACGGGCUCGAACCUGCGCGCGCACAGAGCGGUCCACAGCAAGGUGUCGCCGCACUACUGCGUCGAGUGCCACACCUACUACAAGACAUCUAAGAGUCUGAUACGACAUCUGAAUGAAUCUUCCCGGCAUGCGGUGAAGAAUAUGGAUUCAUUCCCCUGCCCGAAUUGUCCGAAACAGUUUUCGACUGAGAAAUCUAUGAAGUAUCACGUAAUAUCGAAACACGGCGUGGAGUACCGCUGCACGUAUUGUCAAAAGCAAUUCGCUACGAAAUCGAACAUGACUAAACAUGUCAAGUUAUUCCACACUCUACGCAACGAAUUGAAAAAGAAAAUGGAGGCGAAUAAGAAGAAGAACAAGUCAGUUAAGAAUCAUUGAAUUUAUUUCUAUUAAAAGAGGUUUUAAUCGAAAAUUCCUUACGGAUAUAAUAAGAAAUAUAUUCAUGGGUUCAAAUGAACGGAUAGCCGAGUGGUUUAGGUCACCACGCCAAACACGACGUUCUAGUUAGAUCCCCGCGUCGGACAAGCAUUUGUGUGAUCCACGAAUGCUUGUCCUGAGUCUGGGUGUCUUUGUGCAUGUGACUUGAAUGUUUGUGUAACCCCCCGCGAUACAUGGAUUAAUAUUUCUUAAUACGGGAGUGGUCUUACUUCGGGAACGUCGUAAAAAAAUGGCUACUGAGUUGCCGUUGAGAGCUCUUUAUGAAGGUCAAAUUACUAUGGUCAGUGUCCAGAUUCGCCCUUCAACGCGUCCUAGGUUCUCUUCCAGCUCAACAUAGAAAAUAGUGCAAAAAUUCUGAAGAGAGUUCUAUGUCCCUGGUGAGGGAUAACAGGAUUUCAUCAUCACCAUCAUCAUCAUCACCACCAUUAUCAUCAUCAUGAUCAUCAAGUUCUCUUCCUGUGGCAACAAGCUCCCUAAUAGUAGUCUGGAGUGGGAAAACUCUUUUGAUCUCACUUUUGCAUGUGAUUUGAAUGUUUGUGAAACCCCCGCGAUACAAGUAUGAAAUUCCUUACCGCGGGUAUCGGUUUCGAAAUGUAUUAUAGAUAUAAGUAAAAGUUAUUAAUAAAUUGACUUCUAGUAUUUCAUAUUCUAAAAUUAGAUGAAACUGCCAAAUAUUUAACGCAGGGUUUAAAAACUAUUUAACUAAUUAUAUUACUAAUUAUGUCUGCUAAAGUAUAUAUAAAUUUAGCCCUCGACGGUAAUAAUUUUGCAAUUAAUACGAAUAUUGUGUAAGACUUUUUUCUUGCCUCAAACCUGCGACUACCUAAUGAAACAGUCGCUUUAUAAAUUAAGUUGUAGAGGCCACUAACACAAGUGUUCAAAUUAAAAUGCAGGGAAUAAGUACUGUCAAAUUCUUUAGCAAUAAUAUACUCUUAAAAUAAUUCAACCUAUACAACUUCUAUAUAAUAAUAUCAUAUAAUUCAAUUAUUAAACAAUUUUAACCAACAAUUAGGAGUUGAUAUGCAUGUAAUUCAUCUGUGUAUCUUACAUUUAACAUUUCGUGUGUGUUUUAAGCGAUAUCUACGCAAUUAAUGAACUGAUUUUGAUAAAAUUAAUUAAGACAUUUUUUCCAAUG